Molecule: messenger RNA, 1865 nt
Organism: Solanum stenotomum
Lineage: Eukaryota; Viridiplantae; Streptophyta; Magnoliopsida; Solanales; Solanaceae
Product: protein CHUP1, chloroplastic
Exons: 2
Coding region: 158-1717 (519 amino acids)
Biological process (GO): chloroplast organization
Cellular component (GO): chloroplast outer membrane
Source: RefSeq, a predicted model, not a curated record
AGCAAACACAUAGGUAAAGAAUCUAUUAAGCUUUAAAUUUGUUAUAAACACCAUUAUUUCUUCACGUACAAUUAUACAACAUACACCAAACAAUCCAUUUAUAGAAUCUUGAUAGUUCAAUUUCAACUCUCAAAAAACUUUAGAUUAAUUCAUAAACAUGGAAAACAAUAGCUCAAAAGUAGAGAUGAUGAAGCCAGUAUUCCUAAAGGCUGGAAUACCAAUAGCCCUCACUUUAGCUGGUUACAUAAUUGCCAAAAUCACAACUAGAAAAAUCUCAAAUUUUCAAAUUUCACCAAUUCAAGAAAAUACUCAUGAUGAGGUCUCAAGAAAAGAUGAAAAUGGUCAUCAAAAUCUUGAAAUUUCAGAAUCUUUAUCUUGUAUAGAAGCACAUGAUUAUGAUGAUGAUCAUUGUUCUACAAAUACCCUUUACAAUGAUUCAUCAAAAAGUUUUGAUCUUUAUCAAAAUAAAUCCAAAUUUCAAGCAAAUCAUCAGGAAAUCUCAAGAAAUGGAGAUGGUCAUCAAAAUCUUGAAAAUUCAGAAACUUUAUCUUGUGUAGAAGCUAAUGAUAAUAAUCAUUGUUCUACAAACACCCUUUACAAAGAUUCAGCAGAAAGUUUCAAUAUUUAUCAAGAAAAAUGCAAAAUUCAAGAAAAUCAUCAUGAGUUUUCAAGAAAUGAAGAUGGUCAUCAAAAUCUUGAAAAUUCAGAAUCUUUAUCUUGUAUUGAAGCUAAUGAUGAUGAUCAUUGUUCUACACAUACCCUUUACAAUGAUGCAUCAGAAAGUUUCAAUCUUUAUCAAGAAAAACACAAAAUUCAAGAAGAUAUUAAGGCCAAAUUUCAACACUAUACUCACUUGAAAGAGAAAGAAAUUGCACUUAUGGAUAUGCAAUACAAGUUGUUAUUAGAGAUCAAUAAAGUUGAGUUCUUUAGUAAGGAAAUUACACUAAUGGAAGCAGAGAGCCAAAGAUUUCAAAAUAUGGUAAUUGAAUAUUUGAGAAUUAUGGAACUUCUUGAUUUGUCAAAUUCAGAAAAUAGUUUGCUUCAAAAAAGAGUUAAGAAGCUUUUAAAGAAAAUCAAAGAACAUUCAAGAGUUGUGAAGGAGCAAAAAUUUCAACUUGAAGCUAAGGAAAAAGAAAUUUCAAGAAAUCAAGAAGGGCUAGAAAUGAAAGAUCAUGUCAUCAAGGAAAUGGAAUUGGUAAUUCAGCAGCUGAAAAUGGAGCUGGAAUUGGCAAAGACUUCAAAUCAAUCAAAGAAUGAUGUAGAAGUUGUGACAAUAGAAGAUUACAAAGAAUUGGUAAAUGAACUAGAGCAAUUGCAAAAGGAGAAAGCUAGUGAAGACAAAGAGCUAAUAUACUUAAGAUGGUGCAAUGCAUGUUUAAGACAUGAAUUAAUGAGAAGAAAUCAAGAACAAAUGGAACAAGGGAAAAAACAAGAAUUGAAUUUGGGAGAAGAAAAUAGAGAAAAUGUUGAAGAAUUUGUACCAAAAGUACAUGAUUUAAUAAUUGGGAGGAGUUCAUCAGUUGGGCAUAAUGAAUCUUGCUUAAAUUCACCUAUUAAUGAUCAUUCAAAAAGGAGAAAAUUAAUGCAAAAGUUCAAGAAAUGGGUAGAGGGAAGUGAUAAAAUGAAAAAUGAAACAAAUUGCUUUAAGAGGCAUUGUGUUUCUGAUCAUACUGAGGAUUUGAUUCAUCCUGCUAGAAAAUCAUGCUCUAGUGCCUAAUUAUGUGACUAUAUAUUUGUAAUAAUUCCUUCAUGAUUUGUGGUUGGUAAAAACUUACCCGCAUUGAAUGUUUACACUAAAUUUUUUUAAUUGAAAUAUUCAAAAUAGUCUCAUAAACUUGUACCGUAUAAUAGAUGAAUCUAUUACU